Vollenhovia emeryi is the source of this 1191-nucleotide messenger RNA. RefSeq names its product general odorant-binding protein 71 (gene Obp59a). The record is from RefSeq and is a predicted model, not a curated record. The transcript is spliced from 5 exons. Bases 16 to 777 code for a protein of 253 amino acids. Gene Ontology annotation, molecular function: odorant binding. Lineage: Eukaryota; Metazoa; Arthropoda; Insecta; Hymenoptera; Formicidae.
CGGAACCCGCACGAAAUGGAGACCAGAGUGAUUCUCGUUGUUCUAUGCAGCCUUUGCUUGUCGCUGGAAUCAGCAAAUUCAUUGAAAUGUAGAACAGGAGUCCAGCAGGCAAACACUCAGUACGAAAAAAUCAUGCAGAUUUGUAAGAAACGAUCCACGACUGAUGAUGAUGAUUAUAACGAUUCUUCGUCAAAUGAAGACGAAGAUAACGAUGACUCCUCGAGCAUAGAUUUGUUUGGUACAAAGUUUUACAUGAGUGGCGGCAACAAGUUCUCCAACAGGCAGUCUUGGAAAGAUCUGAAUGAAAAUCGGAAUCGCGGGAAUGAUCAGAAAAACGGUAACGAUCGGCGUUAUUCCGUCAAUCACACAAAUGGAAACUGGAGAAAUGCUCAACAUCCUUCUCGUGGCAACAGUAAUCGUGAUUUUAAUAAUUUCGAUGGAGCAGGCAGACCGAGCUACGACCAGAUGUACAAUGGCAAUUCUGACAACUACAAGCAACAGGAACAAGCUUGCAUCACCCAGUGUUUCUUCAACGAAUUAAAUAUGGUGGAUCAAAGGGGAUUCCCCGAGCAAGUCUUAAUCAUCCAGUUUUUGACACGUAACGUACACAAUCCGGAACUACAGGACUUUAUUGAGGAAGCUGUCAUAGAAUGUUUUCAUUAUUUGGAUUCGGACAUGGGGCAGAACAAAUGUUAUUUCUCGGAAAAUCUCCUAACUUGUUUGAUUGACAAAGGAAAGGAAGUAUGUAUACACAAAUUUAUCAACAGAAUUGUUUAAACCUAACAUAUGUGGACAUUUUAAGAUUUCUCUAUCUUUCAUACAAUAAAUUUCUAAGUAGAAGUUCAAAUCUGCACCCGAAAAUUGCAAUUUAGUUAGCAAACGAUUGAAAAUCUUAAAAAAUUGUUUAAGAAUAAAUUUCACAAACACAGGGAAUUGUAAUAUUCUUUGUAAUUAACAUGAUAAUUUUUCUUUCAGAGAUGCGAAGAUUGGGAUAAUUAAUAAUACUAUACAGACGUCUUGUAUAUGUAUAUAAUAAUUGACUCGCUAUGUAUACUUUCUUCGAAAUGAAAAGAAAUAAGGAAUGGGAAGAAUUAAUCAUUCUUUCCUAAAACUACGAUUUAAAUAGAUAUUAUAUACACUUAUUGAACAUUGUGAAGCACAUAUAAUAACUAUAAAAAGAUAUUACAUUAA